Molecule: messenger RNA, 1479 nt
Organism: Aspergillus japonicus CBS 114.51
Lineage: Eukaryota; Fungi; Ascomycota; Eurotiomycetes; Eurotiales; Aspergillaceae
Product: integral membrane protein TmpA
Exons: 1
Coding region: 1-1479 (492 amino acids)
Biological process (GO): conidium formation; sexual sporulation resulting in formation of a cellular spore; regulation of conidium formation
Source: RefSeq, a predicted model, not a curated record
AUGUCGAGUGAGGUGAAGAACAUCAUAACGGUACCACCGGCGGUGGUCUGCGCAUCAGGGCCGGAAAGCCCCAGCUCAUCAACCUUCACAGAAGCCUCCACCAUCAAGGUCUUCUCAGAGAAGGUGGAAGUGUCCCGCCAUAGUGACUCGGAAGAUGGAUCUCUUGACCUCGAAGCUCAAGCUCCAAAGAAGCGCAGAUUCGCAGCGAUUCGAUUCAUAUUCCUCAACAUAUACCGACGCCUGUUCUCCUUGGUCUUCUUGGCCAAUGUAGCUGUAUUCGUUGCAAUCAUGGUAACGGAUCGAAAGCUACUUGCACUGGUAAAUGCCGCAGCAGGUAACCUGCUUGCAUGCGGUCUCGCCCGGCAGCCCUUGGUGGUGAACUCGAUCUUUGUUCUCGUGGCAUCCAUCCCGAGAUCCGCGCCUCUUCGGAUACGACGCAUUGCAGCCAAGGUGUACCACUAUGGGGGCGUCCACAGCGGGUGCGGGAUAGCCUCAUUUGUCUGGUAUGCCGGCUUCGUCGGCCUCCUAUCGCAGGAGUACUGGUCUCCAUCAUCCGGCGGGCCAACUACCUCCAUGGCACCAGUGAUCCUGGCAUACUUGAUCCUGGUCGUAUUGCUCGCCAUCAUCGCCGUCGCGCACCCGACGUUCCGCAUCAAGAAGCACGAUUACUUCGAGCUCAUCCAUCGGUUCUUCGGCUGGCUCGUGGUGGUGCUCUUCGUGAUCCUGCUCAUGGUCUUCGCCGACGAGGUCAGCCGCGCGUCGAACGAGCCGCUCGGAGCCUUCCUGGUGCAACUGCCCGCCUUCUGGUUCCUGGUGCUCACGGUCGUGGCCAUCGUGCACCCAUGGACGCUCCUCCGCAAGGUCACGGUGCAGCCGGAGGCCCUCUCCUCGCACGCCGUGCGGCUGCAUCUGAGCCACACGACCACCACAUUCGGCAAGGGCAUCCAGCUGGCGCGCCACCCGCUGCGGGACUGGCACGGGUUCGCGACGUUCCCGAACCCGGACGGCCGGAGCUUCUCCUGCCUGGUGUCCAAGGCGGGCGACUGGACGGCCGCCUGCAUCCAGGACCCGCCCACGCACCUGUGGAAGCGCGGCGUCCUCCUGUAUGGGUUCGCGUACGCGAUGCGGGUGUUCAAGCGCGUGGUCGUGGUCACCACCGGCUCGGGCAUCGGACCCUGCCUGUCCUUCCUCGGCGACGACAACCGCCCCGCGCUCCGCGUAGUCUGGCAGACGCGGGCCCCGCUGAAGACGUACGGACAGGGGGUGCUGGAUCUGGUGUCGGAGAUGGACCCGACCCCCGUGGUGGUCGACACGAAUCAGUCCGGGCGCAUCGAUAUGGUCCCGAUGAUUCGGCGGAUUGUCCAGGACUUCGACGCGGAGGCGGUUUGCGUGAUCAGCAACCCCGUAUUCACCAAGAAGGUGGUAUAUGAGUUGGAAUCGAGGGGCAUACCGGCGUUCGGGCCUAUCUUCGACUCGUGA